GAUUUGAAUGAGAUUUGAGACCUCUGGGUACGAGAGGAGGAAUCUUUUGUCUUUCAUUCCGCUCUCUUUAUAGAAGUCAGAGCUGAAGCUACUGAGAUUUUAAACAGUAUUUGUAAGGAUUUUUUUUUUGCGACCAGAAAGUUUAUGAUUACUGGGUUUGUAGUGGUAGAAAGCUUGGAUAUUUGAUUUUUUUUUCACUAGUGAAGGAUUGUCCAUCUUUAGUGGGUUUUUAAUCACUCUAUUAAGUCCUUGAGUCCCACUUCAGAAAACCUGAGUUCUGUUAUUGGAAAUUUUAUGAUACUCAGAGCUUGAAAGCGGGGUUACGAUCUCAACUAGGUUUUCUCAUAUUUACAGUAUUUCCUUUUGCAGCGGCCAGUUUAUGGUUCAAUUGAACUUUCCACGAUUGUGACUUUCAUUCGAAGUUGUGAAAUUUUGUCCAAAAUGAGAGAAGAUUAUUCUUGGGAGAGCCGACCAAAGCCUGGUAAGUUUGCAGAUCAAAACCAGAUAGUGAGGGCUAAUGCGAAAGUCAGUAGUAACUCGUCCAAGCUAAAAUCUGCAUCUGCUUGGGGUUCAAACAUUGUAAAAGGCUUCUCUGCAGAUAAGAAAAGCAAACAGCAGACAACAGUCCUAAGCAAGAAACUUCCUCUGACCAGCUCCGAAAUCCGUACUCAGAAGAACGCAUUGCUGCCUCACCACUCCCGUGUCAAGCGGUCUCUUAUCGGAGAUUUUCCAUGUUCAGCCAACCCUGCUCAAGUUCACCCCCACACUUUUGAUUUCCAGAGGACGAAGUCCAAUGGGUCUCGUGAUUUGUUUAUUGAGUUGGAUCACCUGAGGACUUUAGUCCGAGAAUCCAAGGAAGGAGAAUUGAAAUUGCAGGCUGAGCUGUUGGAAUAUAAGAAAAACCCAAAAUGGACGGAUCUCGAAAUGGAACUGGAAUUAAAGAGGACUGAAGUUGAAAAUCUCAUCCAGAAAGUAGGUUCAUUAGAAGCUGAGAGAACAAGGCUCUAUCACCAACUUUCCUCUUUACCUUCUAUCUUACAAAGCCAGGAGGAAGCAAUCAGAAGAGAAGAUCAUGAAAACGCAACUGCGUCACAGAGGAAUCUCGAGAUGGAAGUUGUUGAGUUGCGACGCCUAAACAAGGAGCUCCAGUUUGAGAAGAGGAAUCUUGCAUGCCGGCUUUCUUCUGCCGAGUCGCAACUGGCUGCUCUUGCAAAGGUUUCAGAGAGUGAGAUUGUAGCGAAGGUUGAAGCCGAAGCAUCCCUUCUUAGACACACAAAUGAGAACUUGUGCAAACAAGUUGAAGGUCUGCAGAUGAGUCGGUUGACUGAGGUUGAAGAACUUGCAUACCUUAGAUGGGUCAAUUCGUGUCUACGAAAUGAAUUGCGCAACUCAGGAUCCACUGCAGCUUCGGAUAAGUCACUGAGUCCCAGGUCAAUCGGUAAGGGCAGUGAAUGUAUGAGCUCCAUUUCUGCUCUAUCGAAAGAGUCAUUAGAGUUAAGUAGUGCAUCGAAACUGAAUUUGAUAAAGAAGUUGAAAAGUUGUUCUAGAAUCGAGGAAGGUAUACCAAACUUAGAAUGCGCAGAUCAUGCCCUAUACAAAAAUUGGGUGGAAGCCCAAGAAGGGGGAAGCCCCAGAAGAAGACACUCAAUAAGUGGAUCAAAAUUCUGUCAUGAGGACAUGGAAACUAACAAGAGAAGGCAGUCUGAUGGGUUUGCAGGCUCACAAGAAGCAGAGAGGGAAGGAGUUCGAAUGGUUGCUCUAAAAUAUGAUUUGGGUGUUGUUCAGAGUCCACAGUUCCUUGCUAACAGACCUGAAACUAACAAAAUUACAGCUUCUUUUGAUAUUGAGAAACGGGCCCUACGCAUUCCUAACCCGCCUCCAAAGCCUUCUGGUUCCUUUUCUACCGCUGUAAAGCAAAACGGUUUAGCUCCAGCUCCACCACCACCACCACCACCUCCACCACCGCCACCUCCACCAAAGUUUUCAAUAGGAAGUAGCACAAGUCUGGUUCAGAGGGCUCCGCAAGUAGUUGAGUUUUAUCAUUCACUUAUGAAAAGGGAGUCGAGAAGGGAAUCUUCCAGUGGAGGAAUUUGUGAUGCUCCAGAUGUUGCAAAUGUUCGCAGUAGCAUGAUUGGUGAGAUUGAGAAUCGGUCAUCCCAUUUACUUGCUAUAAAGGCAGAUGUUGAGACUCAAGGUGAAUUUGUGAACUCAUUGAUUAGAGAGGUCAAUAAUGCAGUUUAUCAGGACAUUGAAGAUGUUGUGGCAUUUGUGAAGUGGCUCGAUGAUGAACUUUGUUUUCUUGUGGAUGAAAGGGCAGUCCUAAAGCACUUUGACUGGCCAGAGAAGAAAGCUGACACUUUGCGAGAAGCAGCAUUUGGGUAUAGAGAUCUGAAGAAAUUGGAGUCUGAAGUGUCAUAUUAUGAAGAUGAUCAUCGGCUACCCUGUGACAUUGCAUUGAAGAAGAUGGUCACUUUGUCAGAGAAGAUGGAGCGCACUGUGUACAGCAUUCUCAGGACAAGAGAUGUGUUGAUGCGUCACUGCAAGGAGUAUCAUAUUCCAACGGAUUGGAUGCUCGACUCGGGGAUUAUUAACAAGAUAAAGCUUGGAUCAGUCAAGUUAGCAAAGAAUUACAUGAGAAGGGUGGCGAUAGAACUUCAAUCCAAGGGAGCGUCAGACAAGGAUUCUUCAUUAGAGUAUAUGCUACUCCAAGGAGUGAGAUUUGCUUUCAGAAUACAUCAGUUUGCAGGAGGAUUUGAUGUAGAAACAAUGCAAGCAUUUGAGGAGCUUCGCAAACUAGCACAUGUCCGUAAUUCAAAAUAGACAAAAAGGAAAAUAGAAAAAGAGGAAAACAAAAAUGUCCAGCUUACCAUCUCAGUAAGCAUCAUUUAGUAUAUACGGGUGCAAGUGUUAAGUGUGUAACUGGUAGCAAAGUAGUAGAAAUGGGAAAAUAAGACAGAAAGAAGAAUGUUGGAGUUGCUGAAUAUUUGACAGUUACAUAAUAGAGAGCUACAGAGCUUGAUGAGAGUUUUGCUUGUAACUCUCUUUUUUCUUUUUGGAUUUCACAUUCAUCUGAUAUAUGGGCUUCUUUUCCUUUC
This is a messenger RNA of Nelumbo nucifera (sacred lotus), 3095 nucleotides long. RefSeq names its product protein CHUP1, chloroplastic-like. Gene Ontology annotation, biological process: protein localization to cortical microtubule cytoskeleton. The record is from RefSeq and is a predicted model, not a curated record. Gene Ontology annotation, cellular component: cortical microtubule. NCBI's taxonomy places the organism in Eukaryota, Viridiplantae, Streptophyta, Magnoliopsida, Proteales, Nelumbonaceae.